CGAAGACGCGUCUUCUCGAAGCUUAGUGCGACAGCGAACUCUUAACCAGCCGGCGAUCCAACCUAACUCAUAUUUUUAAAGCGCCGACCACUCGACAAUUCCAGUUUUUGAUUGAGCCGCAAUACACUAAACAUGGUCCGAGCUGGCCAUAUUAUACUCUUGACUCAACUUUUGGUCAUUGCGAACGGGGUAGAUCUACGAAAUGAUGAUGAUUUUGCUAAUAACGAAGUCAGCCCAGCCGAGGUGGCACUUUCGUUUCCCAGAGUAUCUCGCAAAACCUCUUCCAUCGAUGGUAACAUAGAUAAAAUCGAAGUCAAAUGUGAUACAUCGAAUGGCAUGAUAGUAGAGGUUGAAUUUGCCGAGGUAUUCAAUGGAGUUAUUUACAGUCAGGGAUACUACAACGAUCCCAAGUGCAGAUAUGUGAGCGGUGGAAGUAACGAACAGAGAUAUGUAUUCAAGGUGCCCUUCGAUGGUUGCGGUAGCAAGCCGUCCUGUUCGCUGUGUGCAUCUGUUGAUAAUAUUCUGAUCAUUCAGAACGAUGAAGAUAUUCAAGAAAGUUGGGACACAGCUCGCAAAAUAACAUGUAGUCGCAGUGAUGAACAGGAAAAAACGGUUUAUUUCAGACCAUUCGUUGUGGAUAUGUUAGAAGUGAUAUCAGUUGAAACCCCAAGUGGCCCAGUUCAAUGUUGGAUGGAAAUAGGAACAGGAAUACCACCAAAUAUUAAGCCUAUAAAUUACACAUUGAAACUUGGCACAGAUAUUACUUUCACCAUAAAUGUUAAGCAAUCGGUGCAAUCGUGGGACAUCAACAUCCUACAAUGCUAUGCCUCCGAUGAUCCAGAGUUUGAUGCACGCACUACAAACAAAUUACAGCUUUCCGAUAAAAACGGAUGCUCAAUUAAGGAAAAAAUAUUUGGAGAAUGGAAAAGAUUUGAGUCCAUUCCUGGUCAAACUUUAACUUAUUAUAAUACAUUGAAAGCAUUUAAAUUUCCAGACAGAUCUCAAGUUUAUCUUAAAUGUGAUAUCGAACUAUGCAAUGGCUCUUGCGAUAGAGACUACAAGUGUGGUGGCCAUAUACCAACAACUGUGCCAACAUUGCCUACUAAUAAAACGCCGCGCUGCUAUCCUGGUUCAACUGAUUCUCGUUGCCCACAAGAGCCAAGGACAACGGUUGCUCCCAACUGCUACCCAGGAUCAACAGAUCGGAGGUGCCCACAAUCACCCAGAACUACAUCAACACCUCGCUGCUUCCCUGGAUCAACAGAUCCUCAUUGCCAGCCAGCCACUUAUUUACCCCCGACUACAGCCAGACCUCCAGUAACACCAGCUAAGCCUCAGUGCUAUCCUGGCUCAACCGAUGCUCGCUGCCCGCAGCAACCUAAAACUACUUCCGCUCCCAUUUGUUAUCCAGGAUCACCUAAUCCUCGUUGUCCACAACAACCCAAGACGACGUCUGCUCCCAACUGUUAUCCAGGAUCAACUGAUCGAAGGUGCCCUCAGCAACCUAGAACUACAUUGCCACCAACUACAUCACGACCUACAGUAACCCCUAAGACGACUUCCACACCCAUUUGUUAUCCAGGAUCGCCUAAUCCUCGUUGUCCACAACAAGCUAAGACGACUUCUGCUCCCAACUGUUAUCCAGGAUCAACUGAUCGAAGGUGCCCUCAGCAACCUAGAACUACAUCGAAGCCCCGCUGCUUCCCUGGAUCAACAGAUCGUGAUUGUCAACCAGCCACUUAUUUACCCCCGACUACAGCGCGACCUUCAGUAACACCAGUAAAGCCUCAGUGCUAUCCUGGCUCAACCGAUGUACGCUGCCCGCAACAACCUAAAACAACUUCUGCUCCCAUUUGUUAUCCAGGGUCGCCUAAUCCUCGUUGUCCACAACAACCUAAGACAACAUCUGCUCCCAUCUGCUAUCCAGGAUCGACUGAUCGAAGGUGCCCCCAGCAACCUAGAACUACAACAAAACCUCGCUGCUUCCCUGGAUCAACGGAUCCUGAUUGUCAACCGGCUACAACUCUACCUUCGACUACAUCACGACCUACAGUUACACCUAAGACGACUACUACUCCCAUUUGUUAUCCAGGAUCCCCUAAUCCACGUUGUCCACAACAACCCAAGACAACGUCUACCCCCAAGUGUUAUCCAGGAUCGACAGAUUCUCGUUGUCCACAACAAUCUAAAACGACAUCUACUCCAAUCUGCUAUCCAGGAUCGAAAGAUCCUGCAUGCUUAAAUUGUUACCCUGGAUCACCAGAUCCAAGAUGCCCAAAGGUUGCAACAACCAGAAAGCCUGGAUGUUACGAAGGUUCCAGUGAUCCAAAUUGUCAGCCUGCCACUUAUCUUCCCCCUAUCAAAACCACUAAGAUUCCGGGAAGCCAAAUUACUCCUUCAAAGCCUAAUUGUUUCGAUGGAUCUACUGACCGCAGAUGUCCGCAAAAGCCGAAAACAACGCCAUUGCCUAACUGUUAUCCAGGCUCGACUGAUUCUAGAUGCCCACAGCAACCAAAGACAACAAUUCCACCAAAGUGCUACCCUGGGUCCAGUGAUUCUCGAUGCCCUCAGGAACCCAGAACUACAACUCGCCCACAAAUAACUACGACAAAACCAAGGUGUUAUCCUGGUUCAACUGAUCUUCGCUGCCCGCAAGAGCCUAAAACUACAGCUGCUCCCAAUUGUUAUCCAGGUUCCUCAGAUCCGCGAUGCCCACAGAAGCCAAGAACUACUACAAGGCCCAGCUGUUACCCUGGAUCGACAGAUCCCGAUUGCCAACCAGCUACAUAUCUUCCACCAACUACAGUUCGCCCAUCGAUUACAACAUCUAGGCCAAAAUGUUAUCCAGGUUCAACUGAUGCAAGAUGCCCUCAAAUACCAAAAACAACUUCCAAACCAAACUGUUAUCCAGGAUCUACUGAUCCCCGUUGUCCACAACAACCUAAGACGACAUCUAAGCCAAACUGUUAUCCUGGAUCCACAGAUCCUCGUUGUCCGCAGCAACCUAGAACGACAUCUAAGCCAAACUGUUAUCCUGGAUCUACAGAUCCUCGUUGUCCGCAGCAACCUAAGACGACAGCUAAGCCGAACUGUUAUCCUGGUUCGUCGGAUCCACGAUGCCCUCAGGAACCAAGAACUACAUCGAAGCCCCGCUGUUACCCUGGAUCGACAGAUCCCGAUUGCCAACCAGCCACAUAUCUUCCACCAACCACAGUUCGCCCUUCGAUAACAACUUCCAAGCCAAAUUGUUAUCCAGGUUCAACAGAUACAAGAUGCCCACAACAACCAAAGACAACAUCUAAGCCAAACUGUUAUCCUGGAUCUACAGAUCCUCGUUGUCCGCAGCAACCUAAGACGACAGCUAAGCCGAACUGUUAUCCUGGUUCAUCGGAUCCACGAUGCCCUCAGGAACCAAGAACUACAUCGAAGCCCCGCUGUUACCCUGGAUCGACAGAUCCCGAUUGCCAACCAGCCACAUAUCUUCCACCAACCACAGUUCGCCCUUCGAUAACAACUUCCAGGCCAAAUUGUUAUCCAGGUUCAACAGAUACAAGAUGCCCACAACAACCGAAGACAACAUCUAAGCCAGACUGUUAUUCUGGAUCCACUGAUCCUCGUUGUCCGCAACAGCCUAGAACAACACCUCGUCCCAACUGUUAUCCGGGUUCGUCGGAUCCUAGAUGCCCUCAGGAACCAAGGACUACACCGAAACCAACAACUAAGGCAACUGUUAAGCCUGCAUGCUAUCCAGGAUCAAAAGAUCCCGAAUGUUUGAAUUGUUUCCCGGGAUCCCCAGAUCCAAGAUGCCCAAAGGUUCCAACAACCAGGAAAGCUGGAUGCUACGAAGGUUCACGUGAUCCAAAUUGUCAACCGGCGACAUACCUCCCGCCAAUUAAAACAACUAAGAUUCCGGGUAACCAAGUUACUCCCUCAAAACCUAAUUGUUUGGCUGGAUCUACUGACCCUAGAUGUCCACAAAAACCGAAGACAACGGCUUCACCAAACUGCUACAGAGGAUCUUCAGAUCCUCGAUGCCCCCAAGAACCCAAAACUACAUCAAAACCACGUUGCUACCCCGGAUCUAACGAUCCCGACUGUGAGCAAACCACUUAUCCACCGCGGACUACAAUUCGACCUCCGAUAACUACAUCUAAACCAAGAUGCUAUCCAGGAUCUGCGGAUCCUCGGUGUCCUCAGGAACCAAGAACUACUACAAGACCCAGCUGUUACCCAGGAUCUGCAGAUCCCGAUUGCCAACCAGCUACAUAUCUUCCUCCGACCACAGUUCGCCCUUCGAUAACCACAUCUAGGCCAAAUUGUUAUCCAGGUUCAACUGACGCAAGAUGUCCCCAACAACCGAAGACGACAGCUAAGCCAAACUGUUAUCCUGGAUCCACAGAUCCUCGUUGUCCGCAGCAACCUAAGACGACAGCUAAGCCGAGCUGUUAUCCUGGUUCAUUGGAUCCGCGAUGCCCUCAGGAACCAAGAACUACAUCAAAGCCCCGCUGUUAUCCUGGAUCGACAGAUCCCGAUUGCCAACCAGCUACAUAUCUUCCACCAACCACAGUUCGCCCUUCGAUAACUACACCAAAGCCAAAUUGUUAUCCAGGUUCAACUGAUGCAAGAUGCCCUCAAAUACCAAAAACAACUUCCAAACCAAACUGUUAUCCUGGAUCUACUGAUCCCCGUUGUCCACAACAACCUAGAACGACAUCUAAGCCAAACUGUUAUCCUGGAUCUACAGAUCCUCGUUGUCCGCAGCAACCUAAGACGACAGCUAAGCCGAACUGUUAUCCUGGUUCAUCGGAUCCGCGAUGCCCUCAGGAACCAAGAACUACAUCAAAGCCUCGUUGUUACCCUGGAUCUACAGAUCCCGAUUGUCAACCAGCUACAAAUCCUCCACCGACCACGGUUCGCCCUUCGAUAACAACCUCUAGGCCAAAUUGUUAUCCAGGUUCAACAGAUACAAGAUGCCCACAACAACCUAAGACAACAUCUAAGCCAAAUUGUUAUCCUGGAUCUACAGAUCCUCGUUGUCCGCAGCAACCUAAGACGACAGCUAAGCCGAACUGUUAUCCUGGUUCGUCGGAUCCACGAUGCCCUCAGGAACCAAGAACUACAUCGAAGCCCCGCUGUUACCCUGGAUCGACAGAUCCCGAUUGCCAACCAGCCACAUAUCUUCCACCAACCACAGUUCGCCCUUCGAUAACAACUUCCAGGCCAAAUUGUUAUCCGGGUUCAACAGAUACAAGAUGCCCACAACAACCGAAGACAACAUCUAAGCCAAACUGUUAUUCUGGAUCCACUGAUCCUCGUUGUCCGCAACAGCCUAGAACAACACCUCGUCCCAACUGUUAUCCGGGAUCGUCGGAUCCUAGAUGCCCUCAGGAACCAAGGACUACACCGAAACCAACAACUAAGGCAACUGUUAAGCCUGCAUGCUAUCCAGGAUCAAAAGAUCCCGAAUGUUUGAAUUGUUUCCCGGGAUCCCCAGAUCCAAGAUGCCCAAAGGUUCCAACAACCAGGAAAGCUGGAUGCUACGAAGGCUCACGUGAUCCAAAUUGUCAACCGGCGACAUACCUCCCGCCAAUUAAAACAACUAAGAUUCCGGGUAACCAAGUUACUCCCUCAAAACCUAAUUGUUUGGCUGGAUCUACUGACCCUAGAUGUCCGCAAAAACCGAAGACAACGGCUUCACCAAACUGCUACAGAGGAUCUUCAGAUCCUCGAUGCCCCCAAGAACCCAAAACUACAUCAAAACCACGUUGCUACCCCGGAUCUAACGAUCCCGACUGUGAGCAAACCACUUAUCCACCGCGGACUACAAUUCGACCUCCGAUAACUACAUCUAAACCAAGAUGCUAUCCAGGAUCUGCGGAUCCUCGGUGUCCUCAGGAACCAAGAACUUCUACAAGACCCAGCUGUUACCCAGGAUCUACAAAUCCCGAUUGUCAACCAGCUACAUAUCUUCCUCCGACCACAGUUCGCCCUUCAAUAACAACCUCUAGGCCAAACUGUUAUCCAGGAUCCACUGAUGCAAGAUGCCCCCAACAGCCGAAGACAACAUCUAAGCCAAACUGUUAUCCUGGCUCCACUGAUCCUCGCUGUCCGCAACAACCAAGAACGACACCCGGUCCUAACUGCUACCCUGGAUCGUCUGAUCCUCGGUGCCCCCAGCAACCGAGAACUACAACUUAUCAACCGCCUAUUACAAUUCGACCUCCGAUAACUACACCAAAACCAAGAUGCUAUCCAGGAUCUGCGGAUCCUCGUUGUCCUCAGGAAACAAGAACUACUACAAGGCCCCGCUGUUAUCCGGGAUCUACUGAUCCCGAUUGCCAACCAGCUACGUAUCUUCCUCCGACCACAGUUCGUCCUUCGAUAACUACGUCGAAGCCCAACUGCUAUCCAGGAUCAACUGAUUCGAGGUGCCCUCAACAGCCAAAGACAACAUCUAAGCCAAACUGCUAUCUUGGCUCCACUGAUCCUCGCUGUCCGCAACAACCAAGAACAACACCCGGUCCUAACUGCUACCCUGGAUCGUCUGAUCCUCGGUGCCCCCAGCAACCGAGAACUACAACUUAUCAACCCCCUACUACAAUUCGUCCUCCAAUAACUACACCGAAACCAAGAUGCUAUCCUGGAUCGUCUGAUCCUCGAUGCCCCCAGGAACCGAGAACUUCUACUUCUCAGCCCCCUACUACAAUUCGACCUUCGAUAACUACAUCAAAGACAAGAUGCUAUCCUGGUUCAACUGACCCACGUUGCCCACAGCAACCUAACACGACACCAUCACCUAAUUGCUAUCCAGGAUCGAACGAUCCUCGGUGCCCAACAACUAAGACAACUGCUACGCCAGCAUGCUAUCCAGGAUCCAAAAAUCCUGCAUGCUUAAAUUGUUACCCUGGAUCACCAGAUCCAAGAUGUCCCAAGGUUCCAACAACUAGAAAACCAGGGUGUUACGAAGGUUCAAGUGACCCAAAUUGUCAGCCGGCUACUUAUCUCCCACCAAUUAAAACAACCAAGAUUCCCGGGAACCAAAUUACUCCCGCGAAGCCUAAUUGCUUUGAGGGAUCUUCUGACCCUAGGUGCCCUCAAAAACCGAAGACUACUUCUUCGCCAAACUGUUACAGAGGAUCUUCAGAUCCUCGAUGCCCCCAAGUGCUCACAACUACAUCGAAACCCCGCUGCUACCCAGGGUCUACUGAUCCCCAAUGCGAAUCAGUUACUUACCCACCCCGCACUACAAUUCGUCCAACAAUAACUACCUCUAGACCAAACUGCUAUCCAGGUUCAACUGAUCCUCGAUGCCCACAACAACCGAGAACAACACCUAGACCCAAUUGUUAUCCGGGAUCAUCGGAUCCUCGAUGCCCUCAAGUACCAAGAACAACUUCGAAGCCACGCUGUUACCCUGGAUCCACUGAUCCCGAUUGCAAGCCAGUAACUUACCUUCCACCAACUACAGUUCGACCAUCAAUAACUACGUCUAGACCCAAUUGUUACCCUGGUUCAAGUGAUCCUAGGUGCCCACAGCAACCUAAAACGACUCGUACACCCUGUUAUCCUGGAUCGUCUGAUCCUCGCUGCUCCCAAAACUUGGUCACGACAACAUCGCGGCCUAAUACUACACCUUCUUAUUGCUUCCCAGGGUCUGUAGAUCCUCGUUGUCCUGACACAUAUAAGGGUUCAACUCCUAUUCCUGACACGUACUUGCCGCCUUUAAGUAAUCCAGGCUAUGAUAGGACCAUAAGAGACGCAAAAAGCCAAUUCUUCACAGAGAUUAACAAAUUGGCUUCAACAGACAACAAUGUUUUUGAGCUAGAUGAUGAUGAUGAGAGUGAAACCUCUAGAAAUAAACGCGAUCUGAGCGAUAAAGAUAUAGACCCAAUAGCAUAUAAUGAAGCCAGCGAAGAUCUUCUAUCAAGAAAAAUCAUGAAGCGUGAGUUUAAUGAGCGUCCACCGGAAAGAGAGGUUAUUUCCUUUACCCUCGGCAUUCGAACAGGGAUUCAAGUGAAUUAGACCGAUUUGUACAAUAGUGCAUUGUUAUAGCCGAUAACGUAGCUCUCUCGCAAUAAGAUUAACUUGUUAAAAAAAAUGAUAUAUUAUGAUAUUUAUAUAUAUAUAUAUAUAUUACUAUUAAACAUAAUCAUUCAAAUAUACUCGAAUUUAGUAAUAGUCUCAUUUUAAGUAUUUUCAAAUUUUAACGAAUGAUUCAUGUACUCGAUCAGAAAUUCUCGUGAAUUUAAUUGACACAAUAAACGAUACAACAAAAUUAUAAAAACUCGUUGUGAUUUGGAAUUUAUCAAUAGAUUUAAGAAACCGGGUUUCCAGAGUAUAUGAGGGUUGAAUGACUU
Messenger RNA from Drosophila sulfurigaster albostrigata, 8357 nucleotides. It is a transcript of the gene zye, whose product is annotated as mucin-2. The transcript is spliced from 4 exons. The coding region runs from base 133 to 8022 and encodes 2629 amino acids. The record is from RefSeq and is a predicted model, not a curated record. NCBI's taxonomy places the organism in Eukaryota, Metazoa, Arthropoda, Insecta, Diptera, Drosophilidae.